AUUUCAGUGCACUAUUGUAGUCGUAUUGUUACCUUUCAGUGCACUAUUGUAGUCAUAUUGUUACACUUCAGUGCACUAUUGUAUCAUAUUGUUACAUUUCAGUGCACUAUUGUAUCAUAUUGUUACAUUUCAGUGCACUAUUGUAGUCAUAUUGUUACCUUUCAGUGCACUAUUGUAGUCAUAUUUCAUAUUGUUACAUUUCAGUGCACUCUUGUAGUCAUAUUGUUACAUUUCAGUGCACUAUUGUAG
Lottia gigantea (owl limpet) is the source of this 249-nucleotide messenger RNA. RefSeq lists its product as hypothetical. The transcript has 4 exons. NCBI's taxonomy places the organism in Eukaryota, Metazoa, Mollusca, Gastropoda, Lottiidae. The annotation marks the transcript as partial. The record is from RefSeq and is a predicted model, not a curated record.